This is a messenger RNA of Phragmites australis (common reed), 1614 nucleotides long. RefSeq names its product serine/threonine-protein phosphatase PP2A-1 catalytic subunit-like. The record is from RefSeq and is a predicted model, not a curated record. The transcript has 6 exons. Gene Ontology annotation, cellular component: cytosol. Lineage: Eukaryota; Viridiplantae; Streptophyta; Magnoliopsida; Poales; Poaceae. Bases 415 to 1335 code for a protein of 306 amino acids. Gene Ontology annotation, molecular function: protein serine/threonine phosphatase activity. Gene Ontology annotation, biological process: peptidyl-serine dephosphorylation; mitotic cell cycle.
CAUCCCGACCGCGAAACAUCCUGCCAUUCUCUAACCUUUCCACCUGGAAAGGACGCUGCCCUCACCUUUUUCUCUCUUAAACAACCCAUAAAAUUAUUGCGAAGAGGACCAAAUCGCCAAACCAAACCAAAAGCCAAAUCCAAAACAAAUACCAAGACAGCGAGGAAAGGCAAACAAAAAACAAAACAAAAAUCCCCCAUCUCUCCCACACAACGAAGCGAGAAAGAAAAAUGGAGGCAUGACCUCCGCCCUUGUUGAUCCACUCGAAACACUCGCGGCCCUGGACUUCUCCUCACCGGCGGGCUCGCCGGGACCCUUGCUCCUCGGUUCCUGCUGCUGCGGCGGCGGCGGCGGCGGCGGCAGAGGGAAUUAGGUAAGGGAAGGGAAGGCGACGUAGAGUGAGCGGCAGCGGCGAUGCCGUCGCACGCGGAUCUGGACCGGCAGAUCUCGCAGCUGCGGGAGUGCAAGUUUCUGGCGGAGGCGGAUGUGAAGGCGCUCUGCGAGCAGGCAAAGGCGAUCCUCAUGGAGGAGUGGAACGUGCAGCCCGUGCGCUGCCCCGUCACCGUCUGCGGCGACAUCCACGGCCAGUUCUACGACCUCAUCGAGCUCUUCCGCAUCGGCGGCGACACCCCCGACACGAACUACCUCUUCAUGGGCGACUACGUCGACCGUGGCUACUACUCAGUGGAGACUGUGACAUUGUUAGUGGCUCUAAAAGUACGUUAUAGAGACAGAAUCACAAUAUUGAGAGGAAAUCAUGAGAGCAGACAAAUAACUCAAGUGUAUGGCUUCUAUGAUGAAUGCUUGCGGAAGUACGGAAAUGCAAAUGUAUGGAAGUACUUCACGGACUUGUUUGAUUAUUUGCCUCUCACAGCUCUUAUAGAAAACCAGAUCUUUUGCCUACAUGGUGGUCUCUCUCCAUCUCUGGAUACAUUGGAUAAUAUCCGUUCUCUUGAUCGCAUACAAGAGGUCCCGCAUGAAGGACCAAUGUGUGAUCUUUUGUGGUCUGACCCGGAUGACAGAUGUGGGUGGGGAAUUUCACCAAGAGGGGCAGGAUACACAUUUGGACAAGAUAUCGCACAGCAAUUCAACCAUACAAACGGACUUAGUCUUAUUUCAAGGGCCCAUCAACUUGUAAUGGAAGGGUUCAAUUGGUGCCAGGAUAAGAACGUUGUCACAGUGUUCAGUGCGCCAAACUACUGUUACCGUUGUGGUAACAUGGCUGCAAUUCUCGAAAUUGGAGAGAAUAUGGAUCAGAACUUCCUCCAGUUUGAUCCAGCACCACGGCAAAUCGAGCCAGACACAACACGCAAGACCCCGGACUACUUUUUGUAAUUGUCGUGUCGACUCCUUUUAACUUACUGCUGUUGAUGCUCCUCUCCUCUGCCGCAGCGCCUGGUGUCUGUAGAUCUGUCCUUAGAAGAUGUGUUUCCUUUAGCCGCUUUGUACCCCCGCUCAUUCUUUCGUGUGGAGAUUUUGUUGCUGCUUCUCAGAACUUCAUAGAGCAUGUUAAAAGUACAUGGCAUUUUGAUUUUUUUGUUGUACCUCCAUUUUAUAUUUUUCUGAGACAAAAGAGAAAAGAAGCUGCAAUAGAAUUGUCUUGUAUUUUUUUUU